This is a messenger RNA of Anisakis simplex (herring worm), 276 nucleotides long. NCBI's taxonomy places the organism in Eukaryota, Metazoa, Nematoda, Chromadorea, Rhabditida, Anisakidae. The record is from the annotation of a GenBank genome assembly.
AUGAAUAGAUCACUGUUGAAUGUGGUGCUUGGUGGAAUGGGAACGAAAUCGCAAGGUGGUGGAAAGGCGAAAGCAAUCGAGGGAACUGCCACUGAGACUAACACUCAACAGACGGUAGAUUUAUUGGCCGAAGCGAAGAAUAUCAUCGUAGUGCCUGGAUAUGGUUUAUGUGCAGCACAGGCGCAAUAUCCAAUUGCUGAAAUGGUGAAAUUAUUGAGAGAACGAGGCAAAAACGUUCGAUUCGGUAUUCAUCCUGUGGCGGGUAUAGCGUUUAUC